Molecule: messenger RNA, 2931 nt
Organism: Oryzias melastigma (Indian medaka)
Lineage: Eukaryota; Metazoa; Chordata; Actinopteri; Beloniformes; Adrianichthyidae
Gene: ttyh2
Product: tweety family member 2
Cellular component (GO): plasma membrane
Molecular function (GO): volume-sensitive chloride channel activity; intracellularly calcium-gated chloride channel activity
Source: RefSeq, a predicted model, not a curated record
CAGGUUCCACAUCCUUAACAACUAACAUUGAAACGAUAAACAAAACAAACAUUUUCUCUUAUAGAAAGUUCAAAAUAAUGUAUUGAGAUAAAAAAAAUAAUGUGGGUGAGUCAUAUGAAGGAAAUAAGUCGAAGCUUCUAACAGAGAAAUAUGCGCGCGCUCUCGCACUGCCUCGUGCCCUUUACUACCAGCGCGCUCCCGCCGCUGACGGUGCUGUGUGGAUCAGCUGUGGGUCGGACAGUUUGCGUGGGUCGUUAAGGAGGAAGACAUGGGAGCGGAGUGACCGCUGCUUCCCACUGACAAACCCACACUUCCCGCGCACGCUGGUCUCACCACAGCCCUCGCGCGGUUCUUCUUCCCUUCUGAGAGACGCUUUAUCCACAGAGGAGCAUCUUUCUUCACCGCCACCUUUGUUAGAUGUGAGACUUGGGUAUAAAUCCGCACCGUCCGCUUCAGGACCGACAGUUAGGGGCCUAACUUUUUAAUUUUUUUCUCCGGGAAAGGAUGUCUUUGGCUCGGGUGGAUUACAUUCCUCCCUGGUGGACUUACUGGCUUCACAAUUUCCCUCAUAUCAACCUGAGGUUUCAGCCCAUUGACAAGAGCUUCCAGCCUGAAGAUGACAACUACCAGCAGUCCCUCAUAUUCCUGGGUUGCGUGGCGGCUGCUGGGCUCGGCCUCAACCUUCUCUGCUUGGCCAUCUACCUUAGCUGUCUAUGCUGCUGCCGGAAGGAGGAAGAGGAGGAGAGCAAAAAGCCUAACUCCUGCUGCGUCACCUGGUCGGCUGUCGCUGCUGGUCUCAUCACAUGUGUUGCCGUGGGUGUGGGUUUCUAUGGCAACAGUGAGACCAACGAUGGAGUCUACCAGUUGACCUACUCUGUUUACAAUGCCAAUCACUCUUUGGGCGGCGUGGACAGUCUGGUAACUGGCACCAUGGGCAGCAUGAAGAGCGGUUUGCAUCUCCACCUGGCACGGCUGGAUGAGAUCUUUGCAACACGAGGCGACUAUGUGCAGACGUUGCAGUUCAUGCAGCAGAUGGCUGACAAUGUGAUCAAACAGCUGCUGGGCUUGCCGGACUGGGAAAAUGCUAAGUUGGACCUGGCUUCCAUUGCUGAUCAAACAGCAAACAUCGAGUAUUACAGGUGGCUCACCUACCUCCUGCUCCUCAUCGUGGAUCUGAUCAUCUGCUUGUUGGCCUGUCUGGGUCUGGCCAAGCAAUCCCGCUGGCUGCUGACUACGAUGAUGGUCUUUGGAGUCCUGGCGCUGAUCUUAAGCUGGACUUCUCUGGGAGCCGACCUUGCUACUGCUGUGGGUACAAGCGAUUUCUGCGUGUCUCCGGAUAAGUUCAUCAUGAGUCAGACAAAAGGGAUCAUCAGUGCUGCCUCUGACCAUCUUCCAGAGGUCUCUCACCACCAUGCAGAUCCAGAUCCAGGGUCUCCUGCAGAUCGCCGUGCCUCUGUUUCCAAGUGCUGAGAGAGAUCUACUGGGUAUCCAGCGUUUGCUCAACUCCUCCGAGGCCAGUCUGCACCAGCUUACCGCCCUGCUGGACUGCAGGGGCCUCAACAAGGACUAUCUCGAUGCAAUGGUGGGGGUGUGCUAUGACGGGGUGGAGGGUUUGCUGUACCUCUGCCUCUUCUCCAUCCUCGCGGCCUGUGCCUUUACUGUCAUGCUGUGUGCCAUUCCCAGGGCGUGGAGACAAAUCGCCUCCAGGGAGCGAGAUUACGACGACAUCGAUGAAGAGGACCCGUUCAACCCUCGGGCGAGGAGAAUGGGCUCCCAGAACCCCAACCAUGCCAACAUGCACAGCUUCUGCAGCUACAGCAGCAGCAUGGGCAGCCAGAACAGCCUGCACCCGCCUGCUCCCGCCGUCUCCAACGCCCCCAUGUCUGAAUACAUGAACCAGACGGCUCUUUUUGGGGGAAAUCCACGCUACGAAAACGUGCCUCUGAUUGGACGAGGCUCCCCACCACCAUCGAUAUACUCUCAGCAAUAUAGAAAUCGAUACUCUCCCACCAUGAGGGCCACCUACCUGUCCAUGACCGAAGAACAGAGUAGACACUUUGGAAAUGACUUUCAAGCGUAGAAUACUCUGAAGAAAAUAAGCGUCACACACCGUCAAGACAUGUAUGGCAACACAGAGGAGCCAGAACUCCAGCCUGCAUGACCUCAGGCGACCUUUCCCUGCAUUUUUUUUUCUUCCUUUUUCUUUUUAACCUGCUUUGACUCUUGUCAAGCGUUUCCUACUCCAUCACAGCUUUUGAAGUGUGUGCUACUUCAGAAGAUUUUCAGGUCUCCAAAGAGUAAAAAUGUGAGCAUACUGGCUGAUGUGAACGAACCCCAUUGACUCUUGUGUUGUUGUGUUGUACAACAUUUGUGAAGCACAAACAGCGAGUUCGUGGAGACGCAGGUGAGGAAGCACACCUGCAAGUCAAGCUUUACGUCUGCAGCUCCUGCAGGUGAGACUACUUUGUGACCACUCCUGUAAAUAUGUUGUACGAUAACAGACCGUCGUCUUAGUCUGAUUGGAGUUUCUUUAAACUGUGUGCAGUUUUUAUUUUUUUAGCUUUUUCUAAUUUUGUGUGAAAAUUUCACCGUUUUUUUUUUUUUUAAGUAUUUUCUAAAAUAAAUAAAUAAAGGUUGUUAAAUCAUAUUUUCGCUAAUAAAUCACUAUAGUAAAGCUUUUAUUUCUGGGACAAUGAGCUGCUCAAACACUGAUAAUCAAAGCUGUUUUCAUCGGGUUCAACCAUCCAAAAGCACACGUGUGUACUGACUAACAGUUUUUAUUUUUAGGAGAUUUAAAUACAAGCACUGCUGUGUCUUUGUUUUAGCAUGUUACACUGUACAGGCACUGAGACUGGUGCUUAAUUUUCUGUGUGACCCCAGAGGUAAGCAUUUCAUUGUGAGUUGAAUAAACCAGCUUUGAGUACAAUUUCA